Messenger RNA from Symbiodinium pilosum, 1053 nucleotides. Lineage: Eukaryota; Dinophyceae; Suessiales; Symbiodiniaceae. The record is from the annotation of a GenBank genome assembly.
AUGCAGGCCUGCCAGAGGAGGCCGGGUCGCGUGUUCUGGAUCUUGCAGCUGAAAGCUGUGAAGCAGUUUUACGACCUGUCGAACGUCCUGGAAUCCAUGUUGCUUUGCGUGCCAUUGGCUUGCCUUGAAGAGGCUGCCGCAGGGUUCCUGGCACCACUCUACCUAUUUCAGGGACUCAGGUCAGGAGUCCUUGAUCUGCCAGAAGACCUGCUCCAGCCUGGCUGUCAUGAGAACCAUAUCCGAAUGCCUUUCCGUUUGGCUGUGGCGGCUGACCAGCUUGCAGAGUUUCGGGAAGGCUUGCUCUUGGGACCAGAAGCUGCAAGAGAUUUGAGAAGGUCUUGGCUGAUACGCUUUGGCCAGGACCCCCGCGAGAAAAGGCCUCCAGUCAUCUUCACUGCAACAGAACAACCGCUGCUCCCGCACACCAUGCGGGAAUCAGCACAGACUUACCAAGCCAAACUCUGUAGCGGCGCAAACGCCUCUGGCAGUGCUGUGCUUUUCGCAGGCGACUGGCGCUUUGAUGAGGCCGUGAUAAGAAGUAUACACCGUCAUCUUGUGCGGCCCCUAGCAGCCAAAGUAUUUGCCGUAGUCAGUCGGCGAGGGCAACGCCACGGAUGGAAGGAACGCCAUACCCUGAAGAAGCAUUUGCCAUCUUUGAGGGCUUUUGUAUGGUUGUUGGACGACUCUGAUGCAGACCUGCGCCUCAAGAUUCAGCCGCGUGCUCUAAGGUUUUACGAGAGGCUGGGUGGCCGGGCUUUAGCACCCUUGGCACGGCAUAGCAAAGGAGGUUCUCUACACAGCCUCAUCAAACUACAAAAAGUGUUGGAGCUGACAGAAGCUUACGAACGCCAGCGUGGAUACUGUUUCCGAUGGCUGGUCUACAGUCGCCUGGAUUUGCUCUGGAUUGCUAGCCAUCCUCCCUUGCGACUUCUUGACGAGCGAAGCAUUUGGACCGUCCCUCUUGGAGGAACGCUCCAGGAGCAAACGCGUGAGUCUAUAGCUGCUGCUUGCCGUGCAGGGCACUGCCUCCAGCAGUCAGGGCGUGCAGAUUGA